Messenger RNA from Girardinichthys multiradiatus, 3011 nucleotides. It is a transcript of the gene akap17a, whose product is annotated as A kinase (PRKA) anchor protein 17A. The record is from RefSeq and is a predicted model, not a curated record. Bases 180 to 2144 code for a protein of 654 amino acids. The transcript is spliced from 7 exons. NCBI's taxonomy places the organism in Eukaryota, Metazoa, Chordata, Actinopteri, Cyprinodontiformes, Goodeidae.
GUUUCGGCGUAAGGUUAAAGUGCACUGCAUUCAUUUUGGUGCUGUGUUUGUGUCUCUGUGGGUAAUUUCUGCUCUGCAUUACAGUAGCGUCGCCGCUGUUUUAGCAGGAGUGUAGCUGAUGUUUGUGUGUAGCCUGUUACGCUGAAUCUGAAACGCAACAUUUUCAGCUCACCGCAGGGAUGACCACCAUCGUGCAUGACACGUCAGAGGCGGUGUGCCUGUCUGCUGAGCACAACGUCUACCUGAAGCCCAUCGCCAAGAUGACCAUCAGCGUGGCUCUACCGCAGCUCAAGCUGCCGGGAAAGAGCAUCUCCAACUGGGAGGUGAUGGAAAGAGUAAAGGCCAUGGUGGCUCCGGAGCAGUUUUCAGCCCUGCGGAUCUCCAAGAGCACCCUGGACUACAUCCGCUUUGAGGGGGAGGUGGAAAACAAAACCGUGGUAAAGAGCCUGUUGACCCGUCUGGAUGGAAAGACCAUAAAACUCAGCGGAUUUACUGAUGUGCUCAAAGUUCGUGCAGUAGAAAAUAAAGUGGAUUUCCCCACACGUCAUGACUGGGACUCCUUUUUUCGUGACGCCAAGGAUAUGAAUGAGACUCUGCCGGGAGAGAGGCCUGAUACCAUCCACUUGGAAGGACUUCCAUGUCGCUGGUUUAGCCAGAAGGACAGCCUGUUCCCUGACCGCCCUUCUGAAGAGGUUCUAAUCGCUGUGUUCCAGGCAUUUGGCAAGGUGAGACAUGUUGACAUCCCCAUGCUGGAUCCGUAUAGGGAAGACAUGCUGGACAAGAACUUCAGUACUUUCAGCUUCGGGGGUCACCUGAACUUUGAGGCUUACGUUCAGUAUCAAGAAUACUGCGGUUUCACCGUGGCCAUGGACUCUCUGCGUGGCAUGAAGCUGAUGCUGAAAGGAGAUGACGGAAAAGCUGUGGCAUGCAACAUUAAGGUUACAUUUGACACUAGCAAGCACCUCGGCGACGCAUCCAUCAAGAGAAGAAACCAGGAGAGGCUGAAGCUCCAGGAGCUGGAGAGACAGAGGGAGGAGCAGAAGCGAAGGGAGAAAGAAGAGGAGGAGCGGCGGAAGGAGGAGGAGAGGAAACAGAAGGAAAUGGAAGAGGAGGAGAAGGAGAGGAAGAAAGAGGAGAGAAUCCGGAAGCGAGAGCAGAAGCUCCGGGAGAAGGAGGAGAAGAGGAACCUGAAGAAGGUGAAGAGGCAACAGGAGCAGGAGCAGAAGAAACUUCAAGUGAAGAUUGCCAUGGAGGAGAGAAGGCUGCUGCUGGCUCAGCGCAAUCUGGAAUCAAUAAGGCUCAUUGCCGAGCUGCUCACCCGCGCGAAGAUACUGAAGCAGCAUCAGCAGGAGAAGGAGAUGGCUGAACGCAAGGAGCAGGAGAAGCAGGAACAAGCUCGUCAGAAGGAGGAGUUGGCCCGUCUUCAGCAGCUAGAGGCCUGUCGGCAAAAGCAGGAGGAGGAGCUGCGGAGGGUUGAGGUGGAGAAGCAGCGAGCGCUGGAGCUCCAACGGAAAGAGAAGGAGUUAAGGGAGAGGCUACUGUGCAACCUUAUCAAGAAGAGCACUGAGAAAAGCACAGCAGCUGCAGAUGCACAAGACCUGGCCUGCCCUUCAACAAAAGAAGCUCCGGGUCUUAGUGAUGUGAUGCUAGGGGUCCUGGGUCGGGUCAACGGGGUAAAGACAGAUGAUGGCAAAGAAAAGCCAGUAUCUAGAUCUGUGCACUCUAAGGAGAAAAAUAAAUCAAAAGAGAGACGAGGAGGGGAUGAUAAGAAGGAAGAGUUUGUUCGAACUUCACACAGCAGGGAAGGAGGGUAUGAAAGGAGCUCGUACAGCCGAGGGAGAAGGAGGCGUUCCCAAAGUCCAAGUAGAAGGAGGAGGAGCUCAAGCCACCGAAGGAGUAGUCACAAGAGGAGUGAUAGCCAUCACAGGGGAAGGAGGUGCAGUCCUAGCAGCAGCAGCAGAAGCUCCAGCAGGGAUAGGAGCCUCAGCAGCUGUGGUAGGAGCAACAGCAGAGGGAGGGGUCAAAGGCGCAGUCACCGCAGGUACAGGAGAAGGAGUAAAAACUACAGGAGUCACAGUCACCACAGUCGAAGAUACCGCAGAUACAGCAACAGCAGGGACCGGAGCCACUCUAGGGGACGCUAAAAGCAACAGAGCAAUUUUACUGACUGGCGAAUCUGUGCAUGGGCCUUAAGUUAAGAAAGAGUUCUCUGGUUAUUUAGGUUAAAAAUGUACAGAAAAUAAAGUUAAAUUUCACACCGAAAAACUUGAUGCUUCAUUACCAAGAAUACUAGGUGCUUGAACCUAUCUUUGCUGUUCAUUAAACAUUCCUAAUUUUCUGUUACUUUUGUUCAUAUUGGUUUAAAGUUUUCUGACAAUUUUUUAAAACAUCCUUUAUAAUAAGAAACCAGAUGACAGUUUCUCUGUUUUGGAUGGUGAGUCAAAAGGUCCAUUUUAAGCCUGAAACAUGACGUGUUUUUAUUAAAUUUUUUGUGUACAACUAUAUUUUUUUGUGGGAAAGAUACAUUUCUGUCCUUUCCUAAAUUAUCUUGUUAAAUUUCAUUGCCUAACUCUUGAAAAUAAACCUAUGCAUUCAUAGGACUCGGAAGUUUUAAAUCCUUUCAAUUAAAUGUGCUGUUUUUACAGGCGGCUGCCCUACAUGUUUUAUCUCUUGCAGGAGGGAACGCAGGAAACUGCAAAGGUGUUUUAAAAUUCAACAUCAGCUUCUGUAUUUAAGUAGAGCAUGAGUGUUUGUUUGGUUACUGGUGUAAACUAAAAAAAAAAAAAAGACUGCCACUGAAGUGAAUGUGUCACAUUUAAGAAAGAAAGCAUCUGUCUGAUUAUUAUGAAGCUUUAGUUGAGUUAUUUUGGAUUAAAAAAACUGAUUUAGUAACUUUAGGUCUGUCCAAAUUAAGUUCACACGGUUUUACUUGUUUAUGCAUAUAUGCGGUGCAACUCAAAUGAUGGCUGCCUUUUUGAAAUUUCAAAUAAAGAACAUAUGCAGAAGUAAAA